GUGGGCGACCCUGAGGUUCCUCCCUUCCAUCUUCCCCCAGCUGAGUCUAUAAAGCCCCCAGGCCUGAGGCCGAUGCAGCGUCCCUGCUCUGACUCUGAACAUGCAGCUCAAGAUCUUGUUCCUGCUCCCCAUGGCCUUUCUGCUGACCCCCCGGGCUCAGGCUGGGGAGAUCAUCGGGGGCUGGGAAGCUGAGCCACAUUCCCGCCCCUACAUGGCCUAUCUCAAGAGAAAAAUCUUCAAGCGUGAAGAGACGUGUGGGGGGUUCCUGGUGCGGGAGGAUUUUGUGCUGACAGCCGCCCACUGCGCCGAUGGGGACAUCACCGUGCUCCUUGGAGCUCACAACGUCCGUCAGAAAGAGGAGACCCAGCAACGAGUCUCUGUGCUGCGGAAGAUCCCCCAUCCCAGAUACAACAAGACGAGCAUCGAGAACGACCUGAUGCUGCUGCAGCUGGCGGAGCCGGCAGAGCUGAGCGAUGCCAUAUCCACCAUCCCGCUGCCCCAAGCUGACCACACUGUGGAUCCGGGGUCUGUGUGCAGCGUGGCAGGAUGGGGCAGGACCAGCCGCCAUGCUAUGCGAACCAGCAGCAUCCUCCACGAGGUGGAGCUGGAGGUGAUGUCAGACAAGACCUGCCAGGAGGACGAGAAGCUCCAAUACUUUUACAAGCCCUUGAGGAUGAUGUGUGUGGGGGACCCUGAAGAGUACAAGGCCUCGUUCUCGGGCGACUCCGGGGGCCCCCUGGUGUGCGAUGAGGUGGCCCACGGCAUCGUCUCCUUCGGCAAGAAGAACGGGAGCCCCCCGAGGGUGUUCACCAGGGUCUCUAUGUACGUCCCCUGGAUCAAGAAAACAAUGAGGGGUCUCAGAAGUCCAGGGUCCCACGCUGAAAGCCCUGCGUCCCUUCACUGAUGGGGGCAGAAUUGAGUUUGGGGAGUUCUGAGUAUGAAGGAGUCUCCCCCCCUCUCCAGAAUGGUGGUGCCAAAGGCCCAGCUGGUGCUUAAAUAAAACUCCAGAUUCUUACUCCCCCCACGUAAUAAAAUCCUAC
Molecule: messenger RNA, 1040 nt
Organism: Mauremys reevesii (Reeves's turtle)
Lineage: Eukaryota; Metazoa; Chordata; Testudines; Geoemydidae
Product: mast cell protease 1A-like
Exons: 5
Coding region: 101-904 (267 amino acids)
Biological process (GO): proteolysis
Cellular component (GO): intracellular membrane-bounded organelle; cytoplasm
Molecular function (GO): serine-type endopeptidase activity
Source: RefSeq, a predicted model, not a curated record